Glycine soja is the source of this 1779-nucleotide messenger RNA. RefSeq names its product protein IQ-DOMAIN 14-like. Lineage: Eukaryota; Viridiplantae; Streptophyta; Magnoliopsida; Fabales; Fabaceae. The record is from RefSeq and is a predicted model, not a curated record. Gene Ontology annotation, molecular function: protein binding. Bases 221 to 1483 code for a protein of 420 amino acids. The transcript is spliced from 4 exons.
UAAUAGUAUUCAUUAUUAAAUUCCAUGAACUUUCUUUGUUCCUCCCUGCAUGUUCCAUUGGCUCGUUUUUUGUCAUGAACGCAGAUUUUCACGAGGGCUUGACAGAGUCUUUCUUCGGUUUCAUUUCUCUUGUUUUGUCUCCUUUCACACCCUCUAUAUGAAUUAGGCCAAUAAAAUUACAUAGUAACUUAGUUGUUGCUCUAUUUCUUGCAGUGAGGCAAUGGGGAGAGCCACUAGGUGGGUGAAGAGUUUGUUUGGAAUAAGAAGAGAGAAAGAGAAGAAACUAAACUUCAGGUGUGGAGAGGCUAAAAGUAUGGAAUUGUGUUGUUCUGAGAGUACUAGUAAUUCAACAGUUUUGUGUCACAAUUCAGGGACUAUACCCCCCAACCUUUCUCAAGCUGAGGCUGCUUGGUUACAAUCAUUCUGCACAGAGAAGGAGCAAAACAAGCACGCCAUCGCAGUUGCUGCUGCCACGGCGGCAGCUGCUGAUGCUGCUGUGGCAGCAGCACAGGCUGCGGUGGCGGUUGUUAGGCUCACCAGCCAAGGAAGGGGUCGCACCAUGUUUGGUGUUGGACCUGAGAUGUGGGCUGCCAUCAAGAUUCAAACAGUGUUUAGAGGAUUCCUGGCAAGGAAGGCACUAAGGGCAUUAAAAGGAUUGGUGAAAUUGCAGGCACUUGUCAGAGGGUAUUUAGUGAGGAAGCUAGCAACAGCAACCCUGCAUAGUAUGCAGGCUCUUGUUAGAGCUCAAGCUAGAAUGCGGUCCCACAAAUCUCUCAGGCCCAUGACCACAAAGAAUGAAGCAUAUAAACCUCAUAAUAGAGCAAGAAGAUCCAUGGAGAGGUUUGAUGACACUAAGAGUGAGUGUGCAGUUCCAAUCCACAGUAGAAGGGUAUCAUCUUCUUUUGAUGCUACAAUUAACAACAGUGUUGAUGGGAGCCCCAAAAUAGUGGAAGUGGACACUUUCAGGCCUAAGUCAAGGUCUAGAAGGGCAAUUUCAGAUUUUGGUGAUGAACCAUCACUAGAAGCACUUUCUUCUCCCUUACCAGUUCCGUACAGAACCCCUACACGUUUGUCCAUACCAGACCAAAGGAAUAUUCAGGACUCUGAAUGGGGGUUAACAGGAGAAGAGUGCAGAUUCUCUACAGCACAUAGCACUCCGCGCUUCACAAAUUCUUGUACCUGUGGCUCAGUUGCACCAUUGACACCAAAGAGUGUGUGCACUGAUAACUACUUGUUCCUAAGGCAGUAUGGGAAUUUUCCAAACUACAUGACUAGUACUCAGUCUUUUAAGGCCAAAUUGAGGUCUCAUAGUGCUCCAAAGCAACGGCCAGAACCUGGUCCAAGGAAGAGGAUUUCCCUCAAUGAAAUGAUGGAGUCUAGGAAUAGUUUGAGUGGGGUUAGAAUGCAGAGGUCUUGCUCACAGGUUCAAGAAGUCAUUAAUUUCAAGAAUGUUGUGAUGGGGAAGCUUCAGAAAUCCACAUAAUCUGUUAGGGAGACAGACAGAAAUUAUUCCCACCAGAGGAGGCGGUGACUUAUCGGGACAGAUUCACAAAGAUAUCUAUCUCUCUUGUUUUUUGCACAGUAAAAACUCUAUAUUUGUGCCCCCAAAGAUUGGCAAUUUGCAGAUACAUAGGUGGUGGUAGGAAUGUGAAGACAAAAUAGAAGGCAGAGAGAGAAGCUCCCCAUUGUUUUGUGAAAAGUUUGGUCAUGGAAUUUUCAUAUAUUGUCAUUACAAGUCUAUAAUCAAAUGCAAGAGUCGCAAUUUUCCUAUAGUGUAAA